GUUCCUGGAGACGUCGUCUUGGAUCUUUCCACGAUGGCUAAUCAGACGAUCAAACUGGGAGCAGGAUUGCGUCAGAUUUUGAUUUGGUCUACAGGAUUGUGACACUAUAUCAGCCAUGAAGGCUGGGAAGCUGAGGCUGUCGAAGCCGAAUAAGUACUGGAUCGAGAGCUCACAGAAGAGAUAUGUACCAUGUGUCGAAGAUACAGUUCUCGGAAUUGUGGUUGAUACCAAACCAGAUAACUUCUUGGUGGAUAUAAAGGGUCCGAAUUUGGCAUUUCUACCUGUACUUGCUUUUGAAGGUGGAACAAGGAGAAACAUACCAAAGUUUGAGAUUGGCACUCUGAUCUAUGCCCGAGUUGUCAAAGCUAAUAGCAUUAUGAAUCCUGAACUCUCCUGCACUGAUGCUGGUGGAAAAGCUGCUGAGUUUGGUCCAUUGAAAGAUGGUUACAUGUUUGAGACUUCAACUGGCCUGGCACGAAUGUUACUAAGCUCUCCGAUGUGUCCAGUUCUUGAAGCGCUUGGAAAGAAGUUGUCAUUUGAGACUGCUGUUGGAUUAAAUGGCCGUGUCUGGGUAAAUGCUUCAUCUCCAAGCAACGUCAUUCUUGUAUCAAAUGCUAUCAUGAGGUCGGAGUUUCUGAGUGGAACACAACAAAGAAUCAUGGUGGAGAAACUAAUGGAUAGACUCCAAUAACGGUGAGUAUUUUUGCGGUGUGAAUGACUUUUUCCAUGGUAAAAAACCAUCUGUCUUCUGUUUCUUAUGGGAAAAGGAGAACUAUUGGACUGAUGGAUUUGCAGUUCAUGAGCACAAAACAUACAACCGUCGGUUCAAUCACAGAAAGUGAUUCAUCAGGGAAGCUCGAGUAAACUCAUCGAAUGGCGAAGAGUGAAGACUAAUUUACGAACGAGAUGUUCGGGCAUAGGUUGGAGGCGUCUAUUGCACUUCCUUCGACCUUGAAAGUGUCUAUCUUAACUCAAUAUUUUACCGAAAUUAACCAGAUUAGAUUUGAACCACCAAUUGAACAGUUACGCAUUUAGGUUUCAGGGUCAAAAUAUAUGUAAGAUUGUAUUAGAAAAAGAAAAAAUGGAAAGAACAGGCUAUGUCCUACAUUCCUGCUGUUAAACCUGAACCAUUCCAAUCAUUCAUAAAUCUGAGUUUAUGUAGCUUGAAUUUCUGCGUAAAAUCUACAAUGAAGUUAAUUUUGUUAA
This is a messenger RNA of Ananas comosus (pineapple), 1206 nucleotides long. Its product is annotated as putative exosome complex component rrp40. Gene Ontology annotation, molecular function: RNA binding. The transcript has 8 exons. Bases 116 to 691 code for a protein of 191 amino acids. Gene Ontology annotation, cellular component: cytoplasmic exosome (RNase complex); nuclear exosome (RNase complex). Gene Ontology annotation, biological process: U4 snRNA 3'-end processing; TRAMP-dependent tRNA surveillance pathway; poly(A)-dependent snoRNA 3'-end processing. Lineage: Eukaryota; Viridiplantae; Streptophyta; Magnoliopsida; Poales; Bromeliaceae. The record is from RefSeq and is a predicted model, not a curated record.